ACUUAAACAAUCCUCCAGGUCGUUGCGCGAACAACGAAGUCUGUUUCAGUUUGCGUCUUGUUCCUCUCUGAACAUUGUCCAUGGGCGAUGACGCUUACCCCAGCGAACUUUCUGGUUAGCGAGCUUAGGUCGAUCAAGAAGAACUCUCUAUAAUUUCUUCAUUAAUAAAGUGGCCAAAUGGAUAUUAGACGUAAAACCACCUAUCUCUCGCGAUCAGCUGAAGGCAGACAUUCUUGCAACUACAGUUCAUUUUUCCAGUCUGCGCAUAAAAAAUAUUGCAAUGUCGACCCAGCAAGCGCCAUGCAUAUGGUUGGACCCAUGUUUGAACUUACUGCAUGCGUUGAACUGAAAGGAGAUGAGGAGGACUUCGAUGCUGUUUAUCCAGAAUCCGCUCUGACCUACGGGCCAACCAUUUGCUCUUUCGGGCUGAAGUAUAAUGAUCACAAUUAUGCUCUUCCUUCGGGUUUGACGCCACCUUCUAUGGCACCACAUCUUAUGGAUCUGCAACACCCGCGGGAUAAGACUACUGGGGACCACAGACUUGACGCACCAUACCUUCGAGCUGUUUUCUCCGAAGAAUUCCCUAGAUCUAGGAGACCCAUGGAAAGAUCAGAAGGAUACCUAGGGACGGAGUCUGCACAUGAGCACUCAGUUUCGGAUGGACCGGAGCCUUGCAUGUCUUCUGGUGCCACCGGUGAUUCAGAAAAUGGUCUCGAAUCGAGGCCGCGUCUAUUGAAUCCAUGGUUAUCAUCUGGUCGACCAGCCUCAGAGUACGGACCAGAGGCCUACUCGCAAGACAUUUCUGCAAUGUCAAAGUACAACAGACUUUCAGGAACGUUUGAGAAGAUUGAGAUGCGCUACGAACCGGAACUUAAGGUUAUCGAGGUCCCUGAAGAGUUGGCUGUUUCUCCGUCUCAGCUGAGCGAUUUGGACAGUGAUGUGUCCGACGAUGGCUACUCCGCUCUCAAGUCAGCCACCGAUCAAACAAGCCGAGCACCCGUAAUUGAUGGCUGUUUGGUUAACAGUUCUAUCUGGUUGAACGUUCGUUGCACCUGUGGUCAAACUCACACAACGGCAAAGCUCAUUCGAUGCCCUGCCUGCAACUCCCAUCAACACGUGGAUUGCAUGGAAAGUCACUACAACGUUUCACUUCCAAAUUUGUGUGAGGGUUAUAUCUGCCCACAGUGUACCUCAGAAAAGUCUGCGGCCACUUCGAUUAGUCAAGCAGAGCCACAUAACUUGGUGACCCCCACAAUUUCCGUGGCAUCGAAUCAAACAGAAGCCCCUUCAGAUUCCGCACCAGAACAAAUUCAAGACACGGACCUCCAGGGAUGCGGCUUGCUUCAGUCCACUCAGAAUACUGCCGGUGAUGUUUCCAGGCGUUUGGCCACAAAGGAGGGCACCGUCGGAGCUCAGUACGUUGAGAUAACAGCUGAUAGGGCCAAACGGUUAGGACUACUGCCCAACUUACUGAGGGCAGAUAGCUCUACAGCUCCACACAAUAAAUUUGGAGAUCGACAUAAUUUCAAAGAUUCAGACUCGCGAACCUGCCACUUGGGCGUAGACUGGGAACGCUUGACUGAACUCUCUCGAUCCACCAGACGGGCCCAUGGUGAUACGAAUGUGAAUCUUCGUGUGCCCUCUCCCCCUCGGACAUCGAAGCGAAAGCAGGAUCUCACAUCCACAUCAUAUAACGACACUGAUGUGGGCGUGAUUGAUCCCAAUGCCGCCGAUAAACGCAUGUGUCCAUCAAGCUCGAUUGUACCAUUGUAUUCCGAUGACUCCUCUUCUGCUAGCGUCACUCCAAUGACUACUCCAUCAUCCACCCCAUGCAAAUUUCAAUCCCCUGGCACCCCAUCUACCCCUGGAUUCACUUUGACUCCGGACUCUGAGUAUGGGAGCUCUUCCGGAUUGGAUAGUCCAGCGCGCUAUCAUCGGCAUGACAAGCGGCGCCACAAGCCUGGGCGCGUGCUCUUCGCUGAUAACCUCUCCCCAGGAAAACGUGGGUUUGCCGUCCGGGCCAAUCCUUUGGGUGCAGCCUGGGCCAAGGACUAUCAGGAAGCCGACUGCAAUGCUUACUCUCGAGCUUUGCUUGAUUACGUUGAGCGGCGGCUAUCCUCACAUGUGGAACGGAACUACCGGAUCCCUCCAAACUGUCUCACUCGCAGUUCGUUGUGCCGUGUUGUACUUUUUGACCACGAUGACAAGGGUCUUGAAGCCGCAAUUCGACUCUCUGCCAAUGAAGUCGUCACCGAAGUUCGAGGCAAGUUUUUGCUUCUGGAGGAGUAUGAACACUAUAUUGACCCAAUAUCUGAAUAUAAUCGUUACGUCAUGUUUUAUCGUGGCUUCGGCGAUCGUGCAAUUAUUGUCGAUUCGUCCCAAUAUGGAAACCAUGCCCGAUUCGUGCGACGCUCCUGCAUCCCCAAUUGCCGUCUGGAGCACUGUUUUGUUCAAGGCAAAUUGCAAUUGGUCAUCCGCACCUCUAUGGAAGUCAUGACCGGAACAGAGCUGACUAUUCCAUUCGACUUGGAUUACCGCGCAUGCCGUUACCCCCUGGAUUGCGCCUGCGCGCGUUCCCGCUGCCCUGUUUUGAAAUGGCGCCGCAAGUUGGUUCGUAACAAAGUUGUUCCAAAUUUGGACUACAGCAAGUAUAUCGAAUCUCAGCUACGAGUGUACGUAUCUCCUUCUACUCGUUACUAUUCUCUGUGUGCUUUCACCUCGACCACAGCCUGAUUACAUGUUGCCGCGACCAUUACUUUGCAUGCUCAUGCACUGCUUCUCUCCCUAUGGCCUCUCAAUGUGGUUUCGGCACUCCGUUUUCCUACAUCCCCUUGCUCAAGCGGAGGCAACGGUUCUCUACUUUGAUUAUUUACACUUGUCCAAUAUCUUCGGUUUCGCUAGUUGCAUCGGUCCGGUUUACGCGGAUGCUCCAUCCAUCACCAGUGUGAUGGUAACUAAAGUGUUGAGGCAUUGACCUCCCCAGUGAAGUUCAGCUUAUCAAGCCAUCCAUGCUCUGUUGGGUGGUGGUUCAUGUUACCUUACUAUAUACUAAUAAUGCUAAUGUGGAAAUGGGCAAUAGUUAAACCCCCAGAUAGAAUAUUUAAGGCUUAGAAAAUGGUGGCCAACGCAAGAGCUCCACUGACUCGUGAUUCUGCAUGUCUUACCACUUACUUGGCUGAGAUCUAGGUCCGCCUCCCCAGGAUGUCCACAAACCAACCCAAUUCAACUAUUCGGUAUUCUUCAAGCUCUUCGCCGUGGCUGGCCAUCUUGGUGUUUCGCCAAGCUGGAUACAGUAUUGGCAUGAGAUACAUACCUCAGAGACAGACUCGAACUUUUACGGAGCACAUGACUAAUUUAUCAGAAGCGAUUCAGAUUCAAUGAGCGCUCUAUUAUGCCACCGGAGGACUUGUUACUAGACACUAAAUGAUGAAUUUCAGCAGAACUCGUGGUUAUACACGGCUAACCUUCUAAUGUCCCCAUCUGCAAGCUAUCUUGCCCGUUCAGUGACGCUGGCGGUUUCUGUCCCAAAUCAACGUAUCAGCAGUACGCCGCCAGCACCGCACACAACCGCUUUGUCACCCGCAUCUACACGGAUUCGACCUUCGGAUUACAAAACAAGCGUGUAAUCCAUUCGGCCACCGGUCGAUGGAAGCGUAAAGCUGAAGCAACGAAUUGGGCACCUUUUCUCUGCCCCCUACUAAUUACCUUCGACGGGGUUUACGCGUUUUUCCAGCUACCGUACAUUGGGACCUAUUCUAGCGGAAAAUCCUCCGCACAAGUCGAUAGCGGUGGAUUCGACAUCGCUAGAGACUCAGCGUGUAAACACUAUCAUUUGGACGAGUCUGAUGAACGCGGGGCGCGGUGUCUGGUUUGCUUGUUCCGUACCUAUACGAGUGAGUAUCGAAUGUUGGCCGGUUUGAUGUGCGCGGACAUUUAUACCCCCGAUGUAGGAUGGGGAUAUAGGUUUGAAGGAUGAAGUAACCUCAGCAUUGCUCCGAAAAAGGGUUCUAGUCAAGAAAUAGAAACUGAAACAAGACAGUUGACGACCGCAUCUUGUAUGUGAGCGAUACUCUCUGAUUGAUCAUUUCGAGAGGGAAGUUUUGUUCAUGGUGCCCGACUGACCUACAAAGCAACCGGGCACCUGGAAGUUUACUCGAGGACCUAUAGGCAUAGCCUUUGACUCAGUAAUGUGAGUGAUGGUGAGGAGCAAGUUCAACUCAGGAGCGUGUUUACAAGGACCCUUUAGUAUUUGUCUGAGGCAUCUCACACAUAUCCGUUAAAAAUUUACAUCUCAUCCUAGAUUUACGGCUGCAUUACGUUAAUCCACUUGCGGCCAUAACUAGCCGCACUUAUUUGAUCAGGGUCUAUCUGAUUUGAUGCCGGUGGUAGCAGACCACUGAGUACCGGUUGUUGAUCUCCCACCGUCAGAGAAUGUGUGACACUUACUCUACCCCAAUCUAGUUGUGAGCUUAUAACCCAGGAUUUGUGUCUCACAUGGCUACGUUUUAAAUACGGAUUACCAUCGACGUCUAUCCAUCUUCUGGAGAGGAUGCUGCGGCUGAGCUAGUCUGACCGACCCCUAUUUUCUGAUUUGUCUAAUGGCUCUGAAAGCACCUGGAAGUUUCACCCGGCUUUGCCUGAUGGAUUGUCAUGUGUGCAGUCUCUCGCACGACGUAAAGAUCCAUUUUUAUCGUGAUAGCUAUCCGAAGCACAAUAGUGCUGCUUAUCCAUGCUUUACUGGCCUACAACUGCAGGCGCUUUUUGCUGAGCUGAGAAAUUCACAGACCCAUGCUAGAAAGAGGAGUCUGACCCGGGAUGUAGAUGUUGCAAUCCCAAACUCUUAACAUCUAUAUGAAUCCAUUUCCUCACUGCAUAUUUUGUCAGAAUGCCUUCUAGUCUCAUGCGGACCGUAGGACUACUGUUUCGUAUCUGUUCUUAACUUUUCACCUCAGCUUGACUUUUCGAUUUCUGCAGAUGUGAAAUGUUACUUCAUGUUUGCGGUAUGCAUUUUAUUAUAAUCAAACCUCAACUCUGAUUUGUUCUCUCGGAUAAGUCGUCUAUAAAUCCCCCUUUAGUUUAUCAUGUUUGUAGAGAAGCGCAUACCGAACACUUGUAACUUACUACAAUAUUUCAGUUAUCCGGUUUACUCAUUUCGUCUCCAACAUUUCCACCCCAGUUAUACGUGACUGUAACGACAUGGUCAUUCAGGAGCCGUCUCACACGUGUGUUGUACCUCACAGCAAAGGACCUGCCCCUUUCUUUUUCGUUAGAUAAAACUCAACUCUGCUGAUCGUUUUCCAUCCAUUAUGUUUGGUUAUCUUUUGAUGUAACUUCGUCUAUUCUUGUGUUUUGUUUAAGAUUAUCCAAGCCACUCACACAAGAAAGCCCUGGCAAUCGAACUUCUUACGAUCAUCCCGGAUUGACGAGUUCACCCAUGAUUCGAAGCUCCGCAUACUCUACCUUACAUCCUUCUCCCUCCGUCUCAAAUCGUCAAUUCGAUGGAAUGUCUGACAGUUUUGAGUCUUCUAUCGACUCCGAGCAACCUUCAGAAUUGUUAUUUACCACUCCUUCGAAAGCAACGUCCGCCUCACCCUUUACCUCCAAUCAGAUCACUAAUGAUAGCGAGGUUCCGCUUACUUCGACCGCUGCGAGCCCUAACACCAGGCAGAUGGCCUCGGAUAUCUCAGCCCAUCCGAUUGGAUUGCAACCCUGUGCAAUUGAGGAAAAACUGACGUUCCAACCGAUCAUCACAACCCGACGCCAAGCGGCUGCCAUGCGGCCCACUUUGCAUUGAAUUCCACUGUCACACAACGAAAUGUUUCACCCAGGCACACUUCCCACUGAUUUUGAGUGCUGUGUCCACUAAUGCUCGACCCAAUAUCAUUUCUAGUGCUUUCUCUUCCUAUGCUUUUCUACUCAGCGAGGAUAUUUUUGUCUACUUUUGUAUAGUUACUUGAAUCUUUUGUACAGUUUCCCGAUCACCGAUUCGUGUACUGCACUUGUCCCUUAGAAUCUUCAGUUGUCCACUCUCCCCUCUUAUCCAUCCUCAACACGAUCAUUCGUACCUUUUCCCUCCUAAACAGUCGACCUAUUAGAUUUUUUGCCUUCCAUGCCCACCUAUUUGUAUUUCACAUGCUUACUUUCACAAUUAUGAUAACCUACUUUACCC
Molecule: messenger RNA, 6169 nt
Organism: Dicrocoelium dendriticum
Lineage: Eukaryota; Metazoa; Platyhelminthes; Trematoda; Plagiorchiida; Dicrocoeliidae
Source: the annotation of a GenBank genome assembly